AUGCCGCAGCGCCGACCCCGCGGCCGUGUGCGCCAAGUUCUGUCUCCCGUCACACAACCAGCAGCCACCGCGCGCCACGCCUCGCAGAACAAACCCACGCCGCCGCCUCCUCCCCUCCUCCCACGCGCGCACAGAAGAUCCCCCUCCUCCUCUAUCCUCUCUCCUCUCGUAGCCAUGGCGGUGGUGGACAAGGCGGUCGCCGGGGGCGGCGAGGCGCAGCAGCGGGAGCCGGAGCCGGAGCCGGCCGCCGAGGCGUCGACGUUCGCUGAGCUGGGCAUCUGCCGCGAGCUGGUGGAGGCCUGCGACGCCAUGGGGUGGAAGCAGCCUACCAAGAUCCAGGCGGGUGCCAUCCCCCACGCCCUCCAAGGGAGGGACGUGAUUGGGCUGGGGCAGACGGGGUCCGGGAAGACGGGCGCUUUCGCGCUGCCCAUCAUCCAGGCGCUGCUCGAGCACCGCCAGCCCUUCUUCGCCUGCAUCAUGUCGCCCACGAGGGAGCUAGCGAUUCAGAUUGCGGAGCAGUUCGAGGCGUUAGGGUCAGCAAUCGGCUUGGUUUGCUCAGUGCUUGUUGGAGGAGUUGACCGGAUGCAGCAAGUGUUAUCCAUUGCAAAACGUCCACAUAUUGUGGUUGGAACUCCUGGCCGUCUUUUGGACCAUUUGAAAGAUACGAAAGGUUUUAGCCUAACUAAAGUGAAAUAUCUGGUACUUGAUGAAGCUGAUAAAUUACUUAAUUUGGAGUUCAAGGAAUCACUUGAUGAUAUUCUGAAGGUCAUUCCUAAAGAAAGGAGAACUUACCUUUUUUCAGCCACAAUGACCAAAAAGGUCAGCAAACUGCAACGUGCUUGUCUCAGAAACCCUGUUAAGGUGGAAGUAUCCUCCAAAUAUUCUACAGUGGACACACUUAAACAAGAGUGGUAUUUUGUUCCUGCAGAUUACAAGGAUUGUUAUCUUGUUCAUGUUCUGAAUGAGUUGCCAGGGAGCAUGAUCAUGAUCUUCGUGCGAACCUGCGAGUCAACAAGACUCCUUGCUCUCACUUUAAGGAAUCUUGGUUUUAAAGCUCUCUCUAUCAGUGGCCAGAUGAGUCAGGACAAAAGACUAGGUGCUUUAAACAAGUUCAAAGCAAAAGAUUUCAACAUCCUUAUCUGCACCGAUGUGGCGAGUCGUGGUCUUGACAUUCAAGGAGUUGAUGUGGUUAUGAAUUAUGAUAUUCCAAUGAAUUCUAAGGAUUAUGUCCAUCGGGUUGGUAGGACUGCGCGUGCAGGGCAAUCGGGAUAUGCCGUCUCUUUUGUGAAUCAGUAUGAGGCUGAGUGGUUUAAGCUGAUUGAGCAGCUCCUUGGAAGGGAAAUUCCGGACCGGAAGGUAGAUAUGGAUGAAAUCCUGAUACUUCGUGAGCAUAUAUCAGAUUCAAAGAGGAUUGCACUGACGAAACUGAGGGAGGACGGUGGUCACAAGAAGCGAAGGAAGGCGGCGGAGGACGACGAUGAUGAAGAAGAGGAGGCUCCAAGAGGUAACCGACAGAAACCGAGGUCUUUCAAGAAAUCAUCAAGGCGGUGA
Triticum turgidum subsp. durum (durum wheat) is the source of this 1551-nucleotide messenger RNA. Lineage: Eukaryota; Viridiplantae; Streptophyta; Magnoliopsida; Poales; Poaceae. The record is from the annotation of a GenBank genome assembly.